GGCUCGUCUAAGUGGCCUCCGUAGUGCUUCCGAGGACCCCAGGACGGUUCAAGAGAGGCCCACGAUGGCCGCAAGAGAGCUUGUACCCAUUCGGGCUCGAGAACCGCGCCAGUGGCCCCCGCGGGGGCUAGCUAGUCCAUGGCGGGCCUGGAGACUGGCCUCUUACUCGAUGACGGCACUGCGACGGGUGGUUCCUGCCAGGCCCGCCCAGCCUUCAGUGCGCGUCUCGCGAUUAGCGUCUUCUUCUUGGGCGCCCUGAGUCUCAACCAGUGCGGGCGGCGUCCAGUGCCAUCAACGCCACGGACUUCGCGGACUGGCCCGACGACUCGACUCCAUCACGGCAGCCCCAGCGACGGAGCGACGGAUGUGAAUGAGAGCGAUCAGCAGGUUCAGGCGGUGGCGCGGAUCACCGAAGUACCCCGCACGGAGAACCGGGAGAGCGUCACGAUCUUGCCUCAGACCCGCUUGACGGCCGCGGCAGCUGGCGUCGCCGCACUGCCCUCCCAUGCGGACGUCAACGUCUCUAACGCCUCCACGCGUGCGACGCUCCUUUCGACGAGGCAGCCGAUGGCCCUGAGUUUGCUGAGCUUGCCUCACUGGUACAUCUUUUCGAGGAGGUUCUGGGGUUGCGGCGCCCGCUGGAUCGGAGUCACACUGGUGGCGUUCUGUGGCGGCCCCCUGGUAAUUCCUCUGUUUUUUUGUGGCUUGGCACUCGUCGGUUUCACUUCCCGCGGCGUGAUGCAUGGCUCUUGUGCCGCCUGCUGUCAGGCCCAGGCGGGUACUGUAGCAGCAGGGUCAUGCUUUGCAUGUGCCCAGUCUGUGGCGGCGAGAGGUAUGAUAGCUUCAUGCAGUCCACCAGUGUUGCUUUCGACAGCGACUGUUAGUGCCAUGGUUGCUCUAGUCGUCAUGUAUUUCUCUCACUGCCAAUACUUUCCAGAUGUCUGUUGCUCUGCUGAUUGGUAGAGACGAGCUCUCUUCCUCCUUUCUGUCCUUUUACUCCUCGGUCUUCUUGUGCUUCACAUUCGCAAAUCACAGUUCAUAUUCGGCUUCUGGCGGAAGUGGGGCACGCAGCUAUGGUCUCCUGUGGUUUCCCGACGAUGGAUCGGCUGGUAAGACAAGAGUGAGGGAG
Messenger RNA from Prorocentrum cordatum, 1129 nucleotides. The record is from the annotation of a GenBank genome assembly. Lineage: Eukaryota; Dinophyceae; Prorocentrales; Prorocentraceae.